GAGGGGCCGAAAGCGACCUUCCUUUUCGCGCCAAAACGUGAAGAAAAGGAGCUUGCGGCGGCGGCGGGACAGAGAGGCUCACCUGUUUUCACCUGAUAUUUGCGGCUCCUGUCCUCGAAAUGGCACAGAAGGUCCUCGACUACGACAGUGAGAAAGAGGCAAUCAAGAGGUUCUUGGCAGAGUUCCAUGAGGUUGGCGAUGACGGCCGCAAGAAAUUCAAGUAUGCCAUGCAGCUGGUGGAGCUGGCUCACCGCGACCAGAUCAGCCUCACUAUUGAUCUCGAUGAUCUUGCUGAGUUUGACCCUGAAAUAGCCGAAGCAGUGGUGGGGAACACCCGUCGCUAUGUGCUUCUCUUCUCAGAGGCUGUGCAGGAAAUGCUGCCAGACUACAAGCAGAGAGAGUCUGUGGCGCGUGAUGCCCUUGACGUGUACAUCGAGCACCGCCUCAUGAUGACACAGCGCCUCCGCCAGCCGGGGGAGGUUCACAACACACAGAACAACUACCCACCAGAACUCAUGAGGAGAUUCGAGGUGUACUUCAGGGCACCGUCAACACAGAAGCCACAGCCAAUCCGCACAGUGAAGGCUUCCCACAUUGGCAAACUGGUCCAGGUGCGGGGCAUUGUGACGCGCUGCACGGAGGUGAAGCCCAUGUUGCAGGUAGCCACCUACACCUGCGACCAGUGUGGUGCUGAGACCUACCAGCCGAUCCACUCCUCCAGCUUCAUGCCGCAGCUCAUGUGUCCCGGUGCAGACUGCAAUGUGAAUAAGUCUGGGGGACGUCUCUUCCUGCAGACCAGAGGCUCAAAGUUCAUAAAAUUCCAGGAACUCAAAGUACAGGAACAUUCAGACCAGGUCCCAGUUGGAAACAUCCCACGCUCGUUGACGGUGCUCUGUCGAGGUGAGCAGACCAGACGCUGCCAGCCGGGUGACCACAUAGCCAUCACAGGCAUCUUCCUGCCCAUGCUGCGCCACGGCUUCAAGGCAAUCCUCCAGGGACUCCUCUCUGAUACAUACCUUGAUGCUCAUAGAAUAAUCAAAAUGAACAAAACUGAGGAUGAUGAACUUGGAGCAGAGGACCUGACCGAAGAAGAGAUCAAACAGAUUGCAGAGCAAGACUUCUAUGACAAACUGGCGACCUCCAUUGCCCCGGAAAUCUUUGGCCACGAGGAUGUGAAGAAGGCACUCCUGCUGCUGCUUGUAGGUGGUGUGGACUGCAACCCUAAUGGAAUGAAAAUUCGAGGCAGCAUCAACAUCUGCCUCAUGGGUGACCCAGGUGUGGCCAAGUCCCAGCUGCUCUCCUACAUCGACCGUCUUGCCCCCCGUAGUCAGUAUACCACCGGCCGAGGCUCUAGUGGUGUGGGCCUGACUGCUGCUGUCAUGAAGGACCCACUCACUGGUGAGAUGACCCUAGAGGGCGGGGCACUCGUCCUUGCUGACCAGGGGAUCUGCUGCAUUGAUGAGUUUGACAAGAUGGCUGAGGCUGACAGGACUGCUAUUCAUGAAGUGAUGGAGCAGCAGACUAUCUCCAUUGCAAAGGCGGGGAUCAUGACAAGUCUCAAUGCCCGUGUGAGCAUCCUUGCUGCUGCCAACCCUGCCUAUGGCCGAUACAACCCAAAAAAGACCGUGGAGCAGAACAUCCAGCUGCCUGCCGCCCUGUUGUCUCGGUUUGACUUACUCUGGCUCAUUCAGGACAGGCCAGACAGAGAACAUGAUCUAAGACUGGCCCAGCACAUCACCUAUGUCCACCAGCACUGUGCUCAGCCUCCCACACAGUUCACGCCUCUUAAUAUGAAGCUGAUGAGGCGCUACGUUGCUCUCUGCAAGAAGAAGAAUCCAUACAUCCCAGAAAGCCUAACAGACUACAUUGUGUCAGCUUAUGUGGAAAUGCGGAAGGAGGCACGCAACAACAAGGACACCACCUUCACCUCUGCCCGUACAUUGCUUGGGGUGCUGCGCCUUGCCACCGCCCUUGCUCGCCUCAGGCUGGUGGAUGUGGUUGAGAAAGAGGAUGUAAAUGAAGCAAUGCGACUCAUGGAGAUGAGCAAAGAUUCUCUUACACACAACAAUGAGAAGACUGGAAGGGCCCAAACGGUGACAGACAAGAUCUUCACACUCAUCCGUGAGAUUGCCGGGGAAAGUUGCGUGAUCAAACUGGGCGAGGUCUUGGAGCAGUGCACCAGCAAGGGAUACAAGCCAGACCAGGUUAAUGAGUGCAUCGAGGAGUAUGAGGAGCUGAAUGUUUGGCAGGUGAACCAGGCUCGUACCAAGCUGAUGUUUGUGUGAAGGACGCGUGACUGGAGGCUGCCUGGCGGUUAGGGAAUCUUUUCUAUUCUAUUUUUGUAGUACCUUUCUUGUGGCACUUUGUCUUCUUUGAAAGGUCACAGAGUACAGUACUAGAAUGUAGAAGAAAUGUUGUUACAAAAAGAUAUACUAUUUCUAUAAUUAUUUACAUGAGAACUCGGAUGCUGUGUGACUGAAAAAGAGUAGAUAGAUAUAGACUUUAUUUUUGUCACAGUAGCAUUGCAUUGUACGCCUAGGUGUUAGUUUUAAUGUCAACUUUCAUGUAAGUAAUUUUUGUAUUAAAUUUUGUUUUAUUAA
This is a messenger RNA of Eriocheir sinensis (Chinese mitten crab), 2600 nucleotides long. It is a transcript of the gene Mcm7, whose product is annotated as DNA replication licensing factor mcm7-like. The record is from RefSeq and is a predicted model, not a curated record. Gene Ontology annotation, molecular function: ATP binding; single-stranded DNA binding; single-stranded DNA helicase activity. Gene Ontology annotation, cellular component: nucleus; MCM complex. The coding region runs from base 120 to 2285 and encodes 721 amino acids. Gene Ontology annotation, biological process: DNA strand elongation involved in DNA replication; double-strand break repair via break-induced replication; DNA replication initiation. NCBI's taxonomy places the organism in Eukaryota, Metazoa, Arthropoda, Malacostraca, Decapoda, Varunidae. The transcript has 14 exons.